UGUAUUAAACCAGUCUCGCCAUUUUGUUUGGUGUUUAUCGACGUCUUUAAAUAAAAUAGGAAAUUGUUUUCUUGUUUAGUAUUUUGUGACCAAAAUGGCUCCAGCCGUGGAAGCAGAAGGCUUACCGCUUCCAGACUCAGUACCUGGACCGGAGGAGAAAUCUGAAGAAGAAAAAACUUAUACACGUCCUGUAAUCGGUAUUAUCUAUCCUCCACCAGAAGUGAGAAACAUUGUUGACAAGACUGCAAGUUUUGUGGCACGAAAUGGACCUGAAUUCGAAAGUCGGAUCAGACAAAACGAGGUAAAUAACCCAAAGUUUAACUUUUUGAAUCCUGCCGAUCCCUACCAUGCAUACUAUCAGCAUAAAGUUAAAGAAUUCAAAGAUGGCAAAGGCCAAGAGCCGACUGUUAGUAAGAUUAUUACUGCGGCGAUGGCCCUGAAGCCUAUGAGCGAACCUAUAAAAAAUAUAGAACCAAUUAUCCCUAAUGAACCUCCUGCGGAGUUUGAAUUUACUGCUGAUCCUCCAUCGAUCUCGGCUUUUGAUCUGGAUGUCGUGAAGUUAACCGCUCAAUUUGUGGCCCGUAACGGUCGUCAGUUUUUAACAAACCUAAUGAAUCGUGAACAGAGGAAUUACCAAUUUGAUUUCCUCAGACCGCAACAUAGUCUUUUCAAUUAUUUUACUAAACUAGUUGAACAAUAUACCAAAAUUUUAAUUCCACCCAAAGACCUUGGCAACAAGCUGAAGAAAGAGUCUCAAGUCAGCAAACACAUUUUAGAACAAGUCAAAUAUCGUGUUGAGUGGGCCAAGUACCAAGAACGGGAGCGACGGAAAGAGGAAGAUGCUUUGGAAAAAGAACGUAUAGCUUAUGCCCAGAUUGAUUGGCAUGAUUUUGUGGUGGUGGAAACCGUUGAUUUCCAAGCAAGUGAGGUGGGCAAUCUCCCUUCUCCGACAACCCCGGAAGAAGUUGGGGCUCGUGUCAUCCAACAGGAACGUUACGAAAAAGGAGAGAACACCAACGACGUUGCGAUGGAAGUGGAAUCAGAUGAAGAGGAUAGCGAUGACAUAAUUCUAGAUAAAGGGGGUAAAUCACAAAAAGAUGUUCAUGAUAAAAACAAGCAUUCUUCUAUUAUUCCUCCUCCACUACCCAUACCUCCGCAGUUACGUCCUCCUCCACCUUCUGACAAUAACCAGGUGCUGGACAUGGACGAAGGUUCAGAUGACGAUGAGAUGGACGAAGAAAGAAAAAUAGAAAAGGUGACCACUCCUCAACCUCCGCCGCCGCCGCCGCCGCCGAGUGACAUUCCUCAACCCCCACCUCCUUUACCACCAACCCCUGAUCAAGUUAUCGUACGUAAGGAUUACAACCCUAAGGCCCGAACAAUCAGCACAGAACCCAAUCCUGACUCUUUCAUGGUGUCUCCGAUCACCGGUGAAAAAAUUCCUACUCAUAAAGUCCCUGAACACAUGCGAAUUGGUUUGCUUGACCGCAAGUGGAUUGAAGAACGCAAUCGUUCAAUUGCUGAAAAGCGAGAGCAAGAAGAAGUUUAUGCUCCUGGUUUGGCCAUUGGUAGCAGUUUGAGGCAACUGGCUGAACGCCGUACUGAUAUUUUCGGUAUUGGUGCUGAAGAAACUCAGAUUGGUAAAAAGAUCGGGGAAGAAGAGAAAAAAGAGAAGAAAGUCGUUUGGGAUGGACACACAGCUUCGAUGGAGAAAGUAACACAGAAAGCUCGAGAGAAUAUCACCAUUGAAGAACAGAUUGCUGUUAUUCAUAAAGUGAAGGGUUUAGUACCUGAUGAAGAGAAGGAGAAAAUUGGUCCAGCCAUGCCCAAACCAUCAAAACCAAUACAUCCACCUAUGCAACACCCAAUACCCAAACCAAUGCCACCAGCACCUAUAUCUACCACUACUAUUUCUCCAAAUAUUAUGAAGAUACAGCCCCCACCACCACCUCCUGUACAACCAGCACCUCCGAUGCCACCAAUGCCCCGUCCCCCCGUGCCUCAGAGUAUGGUGAUUCUUCCACCUCGACCACCACCAACUGCACUUGGAAAUGUCUUGGGCAUUUCACAACGUCCCCCACAACCACCGGUGCCACAACUACCAGUUUCAACAUCAGAUUUCAGUGUUCCUCCCCCACCACCAAAGGAAGAUGAUCAACCAACCCAAUCAAAGCGACAGAAAACUGAAGAAUCUCUCGUUUCAGAAGAAGAAUAUUUGCGAACACACAAGAACCCAAUUUUGGUCAAGGUUUUGGUGCCAAACGUUCCAGAUAAACCUGAAUGGAAUCUCAAUGGUCAAGUGCUGAACUUUACUUUACCACUUACUGAUUCAGUGUCUGUAAUUAAAGCGAAACUUAACGAAGCACUCAGUAUUCCUGCUGGUAAGCAGAAAUUACAGUAUGAAGGUAUCUUUGUCAAAGAUUCCAACACUUUGGCCUUUUACAAUCUUCCCCAUGGAGCAAGUAUCAACUUGCAACUCAAAGAAAGAGGUGGUCGGAAGAAGUAAAACCUCUCGUUGCACAUUUAUAUUUCUUUUGACCCAAUGUUGUUUAACAAAACAAUAAGGAAUGAUUUUUUUAAAAUUUUAUUUCUGUAAAAAAUUGAAGUUCAUAAGACAGCUAAGUCAUGGCAACAGGAUGUUAGCCUUCAUUUUUUAAAGACAUUCCAAAAAGAUUUUCUUUUAUAGUUUCAGAUAAAGACUUUGGAAUUGAAUUGCUAAAUGGCAUUUGAAGAUACACACAUACAUGCUGUGUGUAUAUUUGCAUUAUUUUUAUCAUAUCCUGUACAUAAAAUGUGAAAUAUAUCAUUGAAUAUCUGCAAUA
Molecule: messenger RNA, 2822 nt
Organism: Octopus bimaculoides (California two-spot octopus)
Lineage: Eukaryota; Metazoa; Mollusca; Cephalopoda; Octopoda; Octopodidae
Product: splicing factor 3A subunit 1
Biological process (GO): regulation of alternative mRNA splicing, via spliceosome; mRNA cis splicing, via spliceosome
Cellular component (GO): U2-type prespliceosome; catalytic step 2 spliceosome; U2 snRNP
Molecular function (GO): protein binding; RNA binding
Source: RefSeq, a predicted model, not a curated record